AUAAGUCUAGAAUAUUAAAUUCAAUAGUCAAAAUAACUGAUUAUAGUACUUAUGAAAAUGGAGGGAAAGGCAACUCUACGCAGCAAGUCUUCACUACCUUUUCAGGGGGUAAGCAAACUUAGAAUUUUUUGCAUUUCCCAAUUUAAACAUCAUCUCUCUCUCUCUUCUAUCUCCCUUCCCCCUCUCUCUCUAGAUGAAUCCUCAAAUGGCUAUCAAAAUCCUCUUCGCCGCUUUCUAUUUCUCUAUUAACUUGAAACAGAGCAAUGGAGCUUCUACACUUUCUGCAGGCCAAUCUCUUGUUGAUGAUGGACAGGUAUUACCUUCUCCAUCUCAAGUAUUCGAGCUCGGAUUCUUCUCUCCGGGCUCAUCCACAGCCAGAUUUUUGGGCAUACGGUACACAGCUACACCAGACGUCGUCGUUUGGGUUGCAAACAGACAACAUCCCCUCAUCGCCCUAAACGGAGUUCUAACUCUAUCCAAAAACGCCAAUCUCAUUCUCACCUCACCACAAGGUACAAUCCUAUGGUCCUCAAAUUCCUCCACACCACCAUCGAAUCCACUUCUGCACCUCACCGAUUACGGAAACCUAGUAAUCGAAGUAAAUUCCAAGAUAUUUUGGCAGAGCUUCGAUAACCCUAGCGAUACCCUCUUGCCGGGGAUGAAGCUGCUGCAGGAAACGGAAACCCCCAAUGUGAAUGUUCUGACGUCGUGGAAGAGCGACAACGAUCCCUCCCCUGGAGAAUUCAUUUUCGGGAUUGUGAAUAGUGGAUUGUCGCAGAUAAUCACGACGACGGGGAAGGAAAGAAGAUACAGAGCCAUUUACUGGGACGGACACUUCCCGGGGUUUCCGGAUUCAGUCGACGCGACGUGGAAUGCGGAGAUUGGUUCCAGCGGGGGUAAGCUGCUUUCAAUUUUUCAGCCACUGAAACAAUCAGUUCAUACCAGGUUGAUCAUGAACAGCUCCGGAUCGUUUCAACGCUUCGUGAUGGAUGAGCGAGGAGGAGGCUGGGUUCUGAUGAUCACAUCGCCUCGUGACUCGUGUGAUAACUACGGGUGGUGUGGUGUUAAUGGCGUGUGCAGGAUUUACAAGACGCCCGAGUGUGAGUGCCUGCGAGGUUUCAAGCCAAAAUCCGACAAGGAAUGGAGGUUGUUUGAUUGGAGAAGUGGAUGCAGUAGAAAUCCGCCCCUGGAUUGCCCAAAGCAAGAUGGAUUUCUGAAGAUUCAAGGGUUCAAGUUUCCUGACUCGUUGAGUUUUCAACUGAACACGAGCAUGAGCAUUGAAGAAUGCCGUGAUCAGUGCUUGAAGAACUGUAACUGCACAGCUUAUGCUGAUCCAUACUUCAGAAAUGGGACCAACUGUUUGAUGUGGUUUGGGGAUUUGAUUGAUAUAAGGGAGCAGGCAGUAAAUGCCCGGGAUGGCCCGAGCGUCUAUAUUCGCGUGGCUGCUACAGAACUAGAUCAUUUGACAGAUUCGGCUAAGAAGGCGAAAGGAUCUGCAAAGACUAAGUUCAUACUUAUAGCUGUUAUUACCACUAUGCUUGUCUUGGUUUCAUGUCUUGGAGGCUUACUUACAUGGAGAUGCAGGAAACAAGGUUACAGAAAGGCCAGCGAGGAACUAGAGUUGCCUUUAUUCGAUUUGGCAACUAUCAUAGCAGCCACGAAUAACUUUUCACGAGAGAACAUGCUUGGAGAAGGUGGUUUUGGGCCUGUGUACAAGGGAAACCUAUCAGCAGGGCAAGUAGUUGCAGUGAAAAGAAUGUCGAGGUAUUCUGGACAAGGCGAUGAAGAGUUCAAGAAUGAAAUAAUUUUGAUCUCGAACCUCCAACACAGGAAUCUGGUCAGAAUCUUGGGAUAUUGCAUUGAAGGGGAGGAGAAGAUGCUAGUCUAUGAGUACAUGUUGAACAAAAGCUUGGACUAUUACAUUUUUGAUGAGGAAAGGGGGUUCCUGUUAGAUUGGUCAAAGCGGUUUGAAAUCAUCAUGGGGAUUGCAAGGGGCCUUAUGUACCUCCAUCAUGAUUCAAGGCUCAAAAUCAUCCACAGGGACCUGAAAACAAGCAAUAUCUUGUUAGAUAAGAGCUUGAAUGCCAAGAUUUCAGAUUUCGGGAUAGCAAGAAUGUUUGCAGGAGAUCAAACGGCAGCAAGAACAAAAAGAGUUGUUGGGACAUAUGGCUACAUGGCUCCGGAGUAUGCAUUUGACGGGAAGUUCUCCAUGAAGUCGGAUGUAUUCAGCAUGGGUGUGGUGAUAUUGGAGAUAGUGAGUGGAAAAAGGAACAGAGGCUUCAAAUGCGCUUUGGGGUAUCAAAACCUUUUGGAGCAGGCAUGGUUACUUUGGAAGGAAAAUAGGGAGUUGGAGCUGAUGGAUCCAUGCUACAACAAGUCAUAUGUGGAAUGGCAAGUGAGGAGAUGCAUUCAAGUGGGAUUAUUAUGCGUUCAGAACGCAGCAGAGGAGAGGCCGAUGAUGCCGUCUGUGGUUCUCAUGUUGAGCUCAGAAGAUACAGUGCUGCCUCAGCCCAAGAGACCUGCAUUUUUCAUGCAGAGUGAGCCCAGCAAUGGGAAGAACAAGUGUAAUAGUUGUACAAUAACCAUAAGUGAAGUACAAGGACGGUAGGUAAGUACUUAGUCAAGCCCCAAUUAAUAUUUUGGCCUUGUUAUUCCAUAUUGAUCAUGACAUAUAUUAAUGCUGUAAAGGUGGUAACUGGUAAUUGAUUUUAAGAAAAUGAGAUGUGAACGUGUGAUGCCUUA
Salvia splendens (bonfire salvia) is the source of this 2742-nucleotide messenger RNA. Its product is annotated as G-type lectin S-receptor-like serine/threonine-protein kinase SD1-1. Gene Ontology annotation, cellular component: plasma membrane. Gene Ontology annotation, molecular function: ATP binding; protein serine/threonine kinase activity. The record is from RefSeq and is a predicted model, not a curated record. The coding region runs from base 194 to 2608 and encodes 804 amino acids. The transcript is spliced from 7 exons. Lineage: Eukaryota; Viridiplantae; Streptophyta; Magnoliopsida; Lamiales; Lamiaceae. Gene Ontology annotation, biological process: protein phosphorylation; recognition of pollen.